Molecule: messenger RNA, 4856 nt
Organism: Penaeus monodon (black tiger shrimp)
Lineage: Eukaryota; Metazoa; Arthropoda; Malacostraca; Decapoda; Penaeidae
Gene: Pka-C3
Product: cAMP-dependent protein kinase catalytic subunit 3-like
Exons: 8
Coding region: 990-2033 (347 amino acids)
Biological process (GO): protein phosphorylation
Molecular function (GO): ATP binding; protein serine/threonine kinase activity
Source: RefSeq, a predicted model, not a curated record
UGGGUCGUCAGUGUGGGUUUGGCAGUGAAGGGAGGAAAGACGCUCGCCGUCGCUCUCUCGCCAAGUUGUGUGUGCGUGUGUCUGUGCCUUUCGCAACUUGUCCCUGGACCAUGACAGCGCCCAUUUCGCCGUACUUCUGACCCCGAUUCUCCUUGAGAACGCGACCUGCACCUGAAACGCCUCCGUAGAUGCGGGAGUGUCCUCUCUCCAGAUCGUUGACAUUACCUCAGCUGACUCGCGGCCGCGCCGAGUCCCGUCGCUCCAGCUCGGUUUAAAUCCCUUUUAAAUGGCCAAGUGACCCUCGAGGGCGACCGCCGAUGACCCCCUCGCCCGCACGUUGUUCGCAGGCGACCCGUCAGGCAGCGGCGGCGGAACUGCAGCUCCAGUGACGCCGCAGGAGGCUCUGCAGCCGCCCCUCCGACAGCUACAUCUGCUGGAAUUCCGGAAAUGUUGUGUAGGGAGGCGCAGGUGUGAGUCCCCUGUGUGCGUGUGUGUGCGGGUGUGCACGUGUGGUCAGCGAGUGGGUGUUUGCGAAGCGUACACCUGCCACACGCACCUGUUCUCCAAUUCCCUUGUUGUGGGCGUGAGCACUUGUCUCUCGCUAACCUUGACACUCACCUUUAUUUUCGAGGAGAGAAGCAGGGGAGACAGAGGAGGAGGAGGAGGAGGAGGAGGAGAAGAAGUGAAUGAGAGAGAGACAGAAAGAGAGAGACAGUUUGAGAGAGAGAGAGAGUGAGAGGAGAGGGUCGUACCGUCGCUGAACCAGUUCUAGCGAGCCGGGCACAGGACUUUAUGCCCGUGUGAUGCACCUCCGCCUACCACACUCACCACAUCCUCCGCCGCCACGCCAUGCCUGAGACAUAGGCCUACCUCGCCCUCCCUCCCCCGCCCCUUCCGCAAACGCCUUUUCCCCUAACAAAAACUUGCGUCAGAAUCCGGCGGCCUCCAACAAGCCGCCAUUGCUCGCACGCCCUCGCUGCACACGUGUGAUGAUGUCUAGUGGGCGUGUAGGUGUGAGGCGGAGAAUGGGCGCCGUGAAGGAACCGCCCACGCCCGCCACCAACGGCGUGGGCGCCCCGAGGCAAUACACUCUCCAUGACUUCGACAUCAUUAAGACUAUCGGCACGGGCACCUUCGGCCGCGUGUGUCUGUGCCGGGACAAGGUGACGUCACAGUACCUGGCCAUGAAGAUCUUGGCCAUCAGCGACGUGAUCCGCCUCAAGCAGGUCGAACAUGUCAAGAACGAGAAGAGCAUCCUGGCCCUCGUCACGCACCCGUUCGUCAUUCAGAUGCACUGGCACCACCGCGACGAGAGGUUCCUGUACAUGCUGUUCGAGUACGUGUGCGGCGGAGAGCUCUUCUCGUAUCUCAGAAAUGCGGGGAAGUUUACGAUGACAACGGCCAUGUUCUACGCCUCAGAAAUUGUGUGCGCCCUCGAGUACCUCCACUCACUGUCCGUUGUGUACAGAGACCUUAAGCCCGAGAACUUACUGCUUGACAAAGAUGGACACCUUAAGAUCACUGACUUCGGUUUUGCCAAGAAGCUCACCGACAGGACGUGGACCUUGUGCGGGACGCCGGAGUACCUCGCCCCUGAGAUCAUCCAGAGCAAAGGGCACAACAAGGCGGUCGACUGGUGGGCGCUGGGCAUCCUCAUCUACGAGAUGCUAGCCGGCUACCCGCCCUUCUUUGACGACAACCCCUUCGGCAUCUACGAGAAGAUCCUGGGCGGGCGGGUGGAGUGGCCGAGGCACCUGGAGGCCACCGCCAAGGACCUCGUCAAGAAGCUGCUCACUCAGGAUCGCACAAAGCGCUUGGGGAAUAUGAAGAAUGGUGCUGAAGAUGUAAAGAGACAUCGAUUUUUCAAGAACACAGACUGGGAUGAAGUUUACCAUAAGAAGUUAAAGCCCCCCAUAGUGCCGAAGGUGAGCUACGAGGGUGACACGCGCAACUUUGACGAUUACCCUGAGAACAACUGGCGGUCAACACAAGGAGUGUCUGACAUCGAGUUGGCGAUAUUCAGUGACUUCUGAGUGUUAUUAGGGAUGUGUGUGUAGUCUGUGAUCAAGGGAGACUCAUGUAAUUAUAAUCCGAGUUACGAAUGUUGUUAAACGGGUCAUGUACAACGAAUAUUUAUUGGUAAUUAAACGUAAUAUUACUUUGUAUAUUAUGUAUGCAUUAUAUGAGAUUUAGAUCUUGAAGAAAAGAAUCAUGAAGAGAAAUUUAUAUGUUUAGAAAUAUGAUAACUACAAAAAAAUUACAGAGAAUAGUUUUAUAUUUUGUGAAACAUAACAAGGUUGUCUUGUGGAUAUUUUUUUCUCAGCUUUAUCACAGUAGAUUUUGAUGUCAUGCCAUAUCAACACGACCUGAGGAAACCUCACAAGGCAUGAAGCAAACCAGCAUAGCAUUUGGUGGAUCAUAUUCGUUAGGCUUUGUCUGCUAUUUUUUGCCUCUGUCACUCGUUUUUCAUUUUGAUAUAUUUAUUUAUUUAUUAUUAUUAUUAUUUUUUUUAGGCGAAUAACUUUUUUUUUUUUUAGAUAAGGAGAUUUUAAACCAUGAAUUUUUUCAUUUUCAUUUUCUACUUUUAUCUUGAAUAUCUCAAAGUCAUAUUACUGUCAACAUGAUCUUAGAUAUUUUUUCUUCUCAGAUAAGUACAUUUGUCUCAUUUGAUAGAUACAGAUGUUACACAUUCACAACUCACUGCUGUUCAAGAUUCACCAUAGGAAAGAAUGGUUAGCUCUUCUACAUGGCUUGUCCUAAGUGGAGUGUCAGUACUUAAGUUGAAAAUGAGUUUAAGGCAAGCAUAGGCAAACCAUUAGGAUGUUCUCCCAAACAGUCUCAAUUCCCUGGCAUAUAGUUGGCUUACACAAAGGUUAUGGAAUUGUAACUCGUAUGAUAUUUUUUGCUACUGAUGUACCUCUGAUGCGAUCUUGAUGAAAAUUAUUUUUAUGCAUGUACUUCUGCCUUGCAUAAGUACUAAUGUCAGGCCUUUGUUGAUGCAAUGAAAGAUUGAAUUAUAUUUUGUUUUGUUUUUCAGUGCAAUAUUUAUUGAUUACUGUGAAAUCAUCAUAAGGUUUAAGAGAAAAGCAUUUAUAUUGUAGCUAGUGCAAAAAGCUUCCAUUACUAGUAUUAUCAGUAAAACUUUGCCUGCUCAUUCACUUAUAAGUUUCUUCCAUUCAUUUUCUGUUUUUUUUUUUUUUUUUUUUUUUUUUUUUUUUUUUUUUUUGCUUAUUCUGACCAUAUUUUUUCAAGAAGUUCAUGUUUAUGAGUCCCCCUUCCCCCACAGAUCAGCUAAUGACAUCCACACUUUCAUAGAUAUCCAAAAGACUUUGCAGAUUAGCACACAGUCAAUAAGAAACUGUUUCUUUUCUGUUCAUUAUGUUAAACCAACUCAGGCUCAUGGAAGAUCAAUUUGGACUUGAAUUUGCAUGGCUGAAUAUAUGUUGUUUCAAGUAUGUACAAUGGCAAGUUGUCAGAGUGCUUCCAGAUGUUAAAUUUGUGAUGCAGAAAAAAGUACAAUAAUAGAGAACUCUUUGUGCCUCAUAUAUCCUGGAAUAUAACUAGUCUCUGCUAAUUACAAUGUGAUUACAGUGCAAGCUUUCACUCUAUUAAUGUCCAAUUUCCUAUGUCCACAUUCAGCCAAGAUCUAAAAAUUUCAAUCUUUCUUGAAAAAAUAUACAAUUCUCCACAGCCUUAUGUGUUGUGUGUGUGUGCAGGUAAUCUCCCCAUGUACACACACUAAAAAGAAUAUGCACAUAACUCUCAGGGUGACACUUGAUGUAUACAUGAUUAUGGCAUGUCAUACCUGAUGUGUAGAUUUGGUCACACCCUUAAUAGGUCCUGAUUGCAAAACUUAUCUAGAGCAUGUAAACAUCUUUUUCACAGUGUGCACAUGUAAAGUAUAUGAUACAUAUGCAUGCAGUGCUUGUUACAGACCCAUUACCGUAGUGCACCAACACACAUGCCAUCACUCUUGUGUCCAGAAUAUGGUUACAAGAGAUCAUCCAGAGAGAUUAUCCAUUUUAUCCAGAUUACCCAACUGACCUCAAGAGUGGAUCACAUAAUAUAGAUUACACAGACAUCCACUGUCAUGCAUUCACCCCUGUAUAUUAUCAGUCUCAUAAUCUCAUUUGUCAUGAAUAAUAUUUCCUUUUUCCAUUUGUGCAACAGACUGUUGACUCAGGGACAGUCAAAGAAGGGAUGUGAGGUGUUACAAUACAUCAAGAAGUGUCAGCAGUAUAUUUUUAUUCCAUACUCCCUAAACAUUUUGAAUUUCAAAACCUUUCAAAGGUAGAUUGAUUAACAGCUACUGGGAAUCAUGAAUGGCAUGACACAGAAUGUUUCCAGUGUUUUAGUUAGCAUUUUCAUGUUCAUGUUCUUAAUGUCCAUUCAUACUCCUUUGUACUAAUUUAUUUGCCAAAAAGAUUGGAAACGGAUAGGCAAGCAUUUUUGUACAGGUAAACAUGCCAUUAUUUUUGCAGUUUUCCUAGUUAUUUUAUUGAUCCUCCAUUACCUGAAACUCUGGUUUAGUUUUGUUUGAAAAUUGUGAGUCACAUAUUCAAGCAGAAUGACAUUUCAUCACAGCAAAAUUGUAUUCUGUAAAUAUAUUACAUUUGACUUAUGCUUCCUUCUUUGUUGAUCCUUCCACAAGCAUUUAUAGUUAUUAGCAUCUAUGUAACCUUUUUUAGAGCAAGAAAGGACCAAAAGCAGAGGUGUACCAAGUAGAGAGGUGCUUUUAUGUAAUUGAAUAUAUCUCUUUGGAGGACGUACCUACUAAAAUAUAAUGGAGAAAUAUGUGUGAUGCUUUGCAGUUAUAUAACAUCCUAUAAUGUAAAUAAAGGAUAUGAUACCAAAAA